Messenger RNA from Pristis pectinata (smalltooth sawfish), 807 nucleotides. Its product is annotated as histone H3.3A. NCBI's taxonomy places the organism in Eukaryota, Metazoa, Chordata, Chondrichthyes, Rhinopristiformes, Pristidae. Gene Ontology annotation, molecular function: structural constituent of chromatin; protein heterodimerization activity; DNA binding. Gene Ontology annotation, cellular component: nucleosome. The coding region runs from base 161 to 571 and encodes 136 amino acids. The record is from RefSeq and is a predicted model, not a curated record. The transcript is spliced from 4 exons.
CCCGCCUCCUGAUGGGCCUCCGCCGUCGCUGGUUCAGGAAAUGCCAGUGGAAGCAGGUGAAGGGCCUGUGUUGGGCGCACUUGUGCUGCAAGAAGAGCGGGCAUUGCUCCGUGCGGAACUCCUUAAGGUACCUGCAAAAUAAAAGAUUCUAUGACCGGAGAUGGCUCGUACCAAGCAGACCGCCCGAAAAUCGACCGGCGGCAAAGCGCCCAGGAAGCAACUGGCCACCAAGGCAGCCAGGAAAAGCGCACCGUCCACCGGUGGGGUAAAGAAGCCUCAUCGUUAUAGGCCAGGCACAGUUGCUCUCCGAGAAAUCCGCAGAUACCAGAAGUCCACUGAAUUGCUUAUCCGUAAACUACCUUUCCAACGUCUGGUGAGGGAAAUUGCCCAGGACUUCAAAACUGAUUUGAGGUUUCAGAGUGCUGCAAUUGGAGCUUUGCAGGAAGCCAGUGAGGCCUACCUGGUUGGCUUAUUUGAGGACACCAAUUUAUGUGCCAUCCAUGCUAAAAGAGUGACUAUUAUGCCCAAAGACAUUCAGUUGGCCCGGCGAAUCAGAGGAGAGCGUGCUUGAAACUCUGCACAUUUGAGAUUUUCUCCAGAAGUUAAUCGUAUUUUGGAAUCGGUAUUUGAAAAUGCCAAUUUCUAAAACACUUUUGGACUGCAGUCUUGGCUUCUUGUGAAGGCUGGGCCAUGUUUCAUAUUUUUGUUAGUAUUAACAGUAAUUUACAGUGUGGAAGUAGCAGAUCAUUUUGUAAACAUUCCUUGACUAUUGGCUCAGGUUUCAAAAUAAAACAUUUUGUAUCUUUA